Messenger RNA from Rhodofomes roseus, 1525 nucleotides. RefSeq lists its product as uncharacterized. Lineage: Eukaryota; Fungi; Basidiomycota; Agaricomycetes; Polyporales; Fomitopsidaceae. The transcript is spliced from 7 exons. Gene Ontology annotation, molecular function: protein binding. Bases 464 to 1123 code for a protein of 219 amino acids. The record is from RefSeq and is a predicted model, not a curated record.
GCAUUCGGGCAGUGGGCAGUGCGACAUAGGGGCGAUGCGCGGCCUGAGCAGCGCUGUCUAAGUAUAGCAUCGCCUUGUGCUGAAGGCGCUGUGCCAACCGGCGGAUUCGUAGGAAUGCUGGUGGAAUCGUGUUUCCGAGUCAGAAGCGUGGUGUCUUCUAUUGUAUUGUGGAUUGUAGGAAGCGAGGACUGGUAGAACAGCAUUGACUACUGGGGCAUGUGGCGAUCCACGCUUUGUCAAACGACCCCGGUCGCGAUGCUCUGCAAUAGAACGGACGAGAAUGAGCAUGUCGCGAGUUGAGGCGGCAUUUGGCCACGGCAGCGCUAGCACGGGGCCUGCUCUGGUCAUGCUGUGUGUAUCAUAUACCCGGUCCGUAGCGAGUCUCUAGAUAACUAUAAAAGCCUCCUCCUGCCCUCAUCCGGACAUCGACGCAACCUACACCUUUCGCUCGACUCACGCCGCGAUGUCUCAGCCGCCUCCGUACAGCAGCAGACCAUACAGCGAGAACCAACCUCGCGAGAACCCCGACCGUCGCCCACUCCCGCCGGGCUGGAUAUCCCAGUGGGAUUCAAACUAUAACGCAUGGUUCUAUGUGAACACUCAGGAGAAUCCGCCACGAUCGUCGUGGGUACACCCUCUAGGCCCACCGGGCUCGCCACGUCCUCAGGCUGGCUACGCGCCGCCCUCAGGCCCGCCACCGCCGGACAACCGCGGGUACAGCCCAGGAUACCAGGGUCCUCCGGCGCCGCAGCGGUACGAUGACUACAGAGGUCCAUCUCCGGGCUAUGGUGGCCAGCCACCGAGCAACUACGGGCCUGGCCCUGGCUAUGGUGCCCCUGCUCGCGACAGCCGAGGAUGGUUCGGCAGUAGCGCGGCCUCGGCGCAGCAGCCAGCAAUGAUACAACAGGCCGCUCCGAAGAAGAGCGGCAUCGGGAUGGGCACUGCGCUGGCAGCUGGUGGCGCUGGUCUCUUGGGUGGUGUAAUCUUGGAGGAUCUCUGGCAGAACCAUGACGAGCAUGAACGUGAAGAAGGCUAUGACGAUGCUAUGCAGGACGGAUAUGGAGGGGGAGGUUUCGAUGGGCCUCAGGACGACUUUGGUGGUGGUGGUGGAGACUUCUUCUAGGUCUGCGAGUUCUGACGCGGCUUCUUGGUAACUUAGAAAUGACAAUCAACGGCUUUCUCCUUUAUGCUCCUCUGCUCUGGGAACAUGCAAUGGACUCGUAUAGAUCUGUGUAUAAGUACUGGGCUCGGUCAUCUUUCAUUGGGUGUCAUUCGUAUCUGAUUACAGAGGUGAUCGUGUCGCUGCCACCUGUGCACCAUCAAGCAGCAUCAAGCCGGCGCUCGCUGAAGUAUUGGAGCCCUGCCUCGUGGAUUGUGUUCCGAUGGCAAACUUCAGCGAGCAUGAGACCGCGUUGAGGUUGAGCGCCUGAUGCCAAACACUGCGAGUGUUCCACUGCCGAACACCUCGAACUUUCAAGAUGUGACAUCUGGUUCCUGCCUGCUACCAGUGAAGCCAUCAUGGAUC